Penicillium cosmopolitanum is the source of this 873-nucleotide messenger RNA. RefSeq lists its product as uncharacterized. The coding region runs from base 1 to 873 and encodes 290 amino acids. The transcript has 5 exons. Gene Ontology annotation, molecular function: thiosulfate transmembrane transporter activity; oxaloacetate transmembrane transporter activity; sulfate transmembrane transporter activity. NCBI's taxonomy places the organism in Eukaryota, Fungi, Ascomycota, Eurotiomycetes, Eurotiales, Aspergillaceae. Gene Ontology annotation, biological process: thiosulfate transport; phosphate ion transmembrane transport; succinate transmembrane transport. The record is from RefSeq and is a predicted model, not a curated record.
AUGGCGACAACGAAAGUAGCGCGGAUUCCUCCUGCGUCAGAAAGUUCAGUACUAUCAUCCAAAGCAGAAAACAUUAGUUACCCAAGAUGGUUUGGUGGGUCGGCCUCUUGCGUGGCUGUUAUUGUUUCCCAUCCUUUUGACCUUAUUAAGGUGCGAAUGCAAACAGUAUCAAACGGCACUAAGCAGAGCACUAUUAUUACCGGCAUGAGGAUUCUUCAGGGAGAAGGAGUCAAGGGAUUUUAUCAUGGUCUUACUGCUGGAUUUAUGCGAGCAUUGACCUAUGGUACAUCGCGCAUUGCUCUCUAUGAAGAGAUGAAACAAAGUGCGGAAAAGCCCAACCAACCGCUUUCAACACCCAUUCUAGGGAUGAUGGCCGCAUCAUCGGGGUUUAUCGGUGCUAUUUUUGGCACCCCUGCUGAUAUUGCAAAUGUGAGAAUGCAGAAUGAUGCCUCGUUACCGCAGCAGCAGCGCCGUAACUAUCGAAAUGUACUCGACGCAUGGGUCCAGAUGAAGCGAGUCGAGGGUUGGAGAUCUUUCCGGCAGGGAUUGUGGCCUAAUUGCUUCCGCUCUGGGAUCAUGACCGCCAAUGAGGAAAAGCCUUUGAUUCACUUCGCUGCUUCUCUGUUGGCGAGUUUGGUCGCAACCUCAAUUUCAAGUCCGAUGGAUGUCAUCAGAACCCAGUUAAUGAGCUCUUCAAAUAAGACUUCGGUUUUCGAUGUCGUGCGAAAUCUGAUGCACGCUGAGGGGCCAAGGUGGGUUUUUCGUGGAUGGACCCCAAGCUUUGUUCGCUUGGGUCCUCAAACAAUUGCCACGCUGGUGCUAUUGGAGCAGCAUAAAAAGAUUUACCGGAUGUUGAAAUCAGAGAAGCGUUGA